AUGCCCUUCAAGACUUUUCUCCCUCUCUUCCCCAGGGUCAUCCCUGGCUCAAGGUAUCUUCUGUGGACACCAUGUAGCUGGGUAUCUCUCUUCUUGCUUCUGCUGAGUGGGCAACUUCACCUGGUGCCCUGUGGUACCCUCAGGAUCUGCGCCUUCAAUAUCCAGAGCUUUGGGGAGGCUAAGGCCAGCCGGCCCGAGGUCAUGAGUGUACUGGUCCAGGUUCUUUCCCGAUGUGACAUCUGUCUGGUACAGGAGGUCCGUGAUAGCAAAGGCACAGCCAUGUCACUUCUCCUCCAGGAACUCAACAGGGCUGACCCUGGCCACCGAUAUGAGGCCUUAGAAAGUCGACGCCUGGGACUGGGAAGCUACAAGGAGCAGAAUGUCUUUGUCUACAGAGCAGAUGUAGUUUCCAUCAUGGACUCGUACCAGGUUCCAGAGGCCGAGCCAGGUCAGGCAGAAUCUUUCCUUCGGGGACCCUUUGUUGCCCGUUUCUGCUGGCCAAAUUCAGGUACCUGCAAUUUGGUGCUAAUAUCUCACCAUGCCUGCCCCCGAAAUGCACGCCGAGAGAUUGAUCAACUCUACAGAGUUGCCCAGGACGUGAAACAGCAUUGGAAUGUAGAGGAUGUCAUGCUGCUUGGUGACCUCAACGCAGGCUGCACAUUUGUGCCUCCAGGGGCCUGGCUGGGCAUCCGCCUGUGGAGUCACCCAGACUUCCACUGGCUCAUUGGGGACCAGGCAGACACCACAGUCAGCAUGAGGACCCACUGUGCCUAUGACAGGAUUGUAGUGCAUGGGAAGGCUCUGCUCCAGGCUGUUGUACCAGGUUCAGCCAGAGUCUUCAACUUCCAGAAGGAGCUGGGCAUGUCGGACGAGGAGGCACUGCAAGUCAGUGACCACUACCCUGUUGAAGUUUGCCUGCAUCUAACUCCUCAAGGACACCAGGAGCUUUGA
Trichosurus vulpecula (common brushtail) is the source of this 951-nucleotide messenger RNA. RefSeq names its product deoxyribonuclease-1-like. The record is from RefSeq and is a predicted model, not a curated record. Gene Ontology annotation, molecular function: DNA nuclease activity. NCBI's taxonomy places the organism in Eukaryota, Metazoa, Chordata, Mammalia, Diprotodontia, Phalangeridae. Gene Ontology annotation, cellular component: nucleus. The transcript has 8 exons. The coding region runs from base 1 to 951 and encodes 316 amino acids. Gene Ontology annotation, biological process: DNA catabolic process.